GCCUCUGCAUUCUUCCCGGGACUGCCCCCAGAUCCCCCUCGGUUAGAGAGCUGCGGCCCGUCAGCCACCGGCGUGGAAAAGAAGCCGCACGGCCCCUAGCGCCUCUCCGGCGACCUCCUCGCGGGCUAUGUCCCCAGCGGGCCGGCGUGGUAUGCUCUGAUCGCCGGGGUCCCUGCUCUCCUACAGCUAUGGGAUCCGGGAGACGACGUGAGACGACGGCCGCGCCGUUGCUGGUGGCCGUGGCCGCGUUGCUGGUGGGCGCAGCUGGCCACCUGUACCCUGGAGAGGUGUGCCCUGGCAUGGACAUCCGGAACAACCUGACCCGGCUGCAUGAGCUGGAGAACUGCUCAGUUAUUGAGGGCCACCUGCAGAUCCUCCUGAUGUUCAAAACCAGGCCCGAAGACUUCCGAGACCUCAGUUUCCCCAAACUCAUCAUGAUCACAGACUACCUGCUGCUUUUUCGUGUCUAUGGCCUGGAGAGUCUAAAAGACCUCUUCCCCAACCUCACAGUCAUCCGAGGCUCCCGCCUCUUCUUCAACUAUGCCCUGGUCAUCUUUGAGAUGGUCCACCUGAAGGAGCUGGGGCUCUACAACCUCAUGAACAUCACCCGGGGCUCUGUCCGCAUUGAGAAGAAUAACGAGCUCUGCUACUUGGCCACUAUUGACUGGUCCAGGAUCCUGGAUUCAGUGGAGGACAACUACAUCGUGCUGAACAAAGAUGACAAUGAGGAAUGUGGUGAUGUCUGUCCAGGCACUGCCAAGGGCAAGACCAAUUGCCCUGCCACCGUCAUCAAUGGGCAGUUUGUGGAACGGUGCUGGACACACAGUCAUUGUCAGAAAGUUUGCCCGACCAUCUGUAAGUCACAUGGCUGCACAGCUGAAGGCCUGUGCUGCCACAAGGAGUGCUUAGGCAACUGUUCGGAACCCGAUGAUCCAACCAAGUGUGUGGCUUGUCGCAACUUCUACCUGGAUGGUCGGUGUGUGGAGACCUGCCCACCCCCCUACUACCACUUCCAGGAUUGGCGAUGUGUGAAUUUCAGCUUCUGUCAAGACCUUCACUACAAAUGCAGGAACUCUAGGAAGCCUGGCUGUCACCAAUAUGUCAUUCACAACAACAAGUGCAUUCCUGAGUGUCCUUCUGGCUAUACCAUGAAUUCCAGCAACUUGAUGUGUACCCCAUGUCUGGGACCCUGUCCUAAGGUCUGCCAGAUCCUGGAUGGCGAGAAGACUAUUGACUCUGUGACAUCUGCCCAGGAGCUCCGAGGCUGCACUGUGAUCAAUGGCAGCCUCAUCAUCAACAUUCGAGGGGGCAACAAUCUGGCGGCUGAGCUGGAGGCUAACCUUGGCCUCAUUGAAGAAAUUUCAGGGUUCCUAAAAAUCCGGCGUUCCUAUGCUCUAGUAUCGCUUUCUUUCUUCCGGAAGCUCCAUCUGAUUCGAGGAGAGACCUUGGAAAUCGGGAACUAUUCUUUCUACGCCUUGGACAACCAGAACCUCAGGCAGCUCUGGGACUGGAGCAAACACAACCUCACCAUCACUCAAGGCAAGCUCUUCUUCCACUACAACCCCAAACUCUGCUUGUCAGAAAUUCACAAGAUGGAAGAAGUUUCCGGAACUAAGGGCCGCCAGGAGAGAAACGACAUUGCCCUGAAGACCAAUGGGGAUCAGGCAUCCUGUGAAAAUGAGUUACUUAAAUUUUCUUUCAUUCGGACAUCUUUUGACAAGAUCUUGCUGAGGUGGGAGCCCUACUGGCCCCCUGACUUCCGAGACCUCCUGGGAUUUAUGCUCUUCUACAAAGAGGCCCCUUAUCAGAAUGUGACGGAAUUUGAUGGGCAAGAUGCUUGUGGUUCCAACAGCUGGACUGUGGUGGAUAUUGACCCACCCCAAAGGUCCAAUGACCCCAAGUCUCAGACCCCAAGCCACCCUGGGUGGCUAAUGCGAGGUCUCAAGCCCUGGACUCAAUAUGCCAUCUUUGUCAAGACCUUGGUUACCUUCUCUGAUGAACGCCGGACCUAUGGAGCCAAAAGUGACAUCAUCUAUGUGCAGACAGAUGCCACAAAUCCUUCUGUCCCCCUGGACCCCAUAUCCGUUUCUAAUUCUUCAUCUCAGAUUAUCUUAAAGUGGAAGCCCCCCUCCGACCCCAAUGGCAACAUCACACACUACCUGGUCUACUGGGAGAGGCAGGCAGAGGACAGUGAGCUGUUUGAGUUGGAUUAUUGUCUCAAAGGGCUGAAGCUCCCCUCACGGACCUGGUCUCCACCUUUUGAAUCGGAUGAGUCUCAGAAGCAUAAUCAGAGCGAGUAUGACGACUCGGCCAGUGAAUGCUGCUCAUGCCCCAAGACUGACUCUCAGAUACUGAAGGAGUUGGAGGAAUCCUCAUUCAGGAAGACCUUCGAGGAUUACCUGCAUAACGUGGUGUUUGUCCCCAGGCCAUCCCGAAAACGAAGAUCCCUUGAAGAGGUGGGGAAUGUGACAGCCACCAUGCCUGCACUUCCAGAUUUUCCCAACAUCUCCUCCACCGUUGUGCCCACGAGUCAGGAGGAGCACAGGCCAUUUGAGAAAGUGGUGAACAAGGAGUCACUUGUCAUCUCUGGCCUGAGACACUUUACUGGCUACCGCAUUGAGCUGCAAGCCUGCAACCAAGAUUCCCCAGACGAGAGGUGCAGUGUUGCUGCCUACGUCAGUGCCCGGACCAUGCCUGAAGCUAAGGCAGAUGACAUCGUUGGCCCUGUGACCCAUGAAAUCUUUGAGAACAAUGUGGUACACUUGAUGUGGCAAGAGCCAAAGGAGCCUAAUGGUCUGAUUGUGCUGUAUGAAGUGAGCUACCGGCGUUAUGGUGAUGAGGAGCUGCACCUCUGUGUCUCCCGGAAGCAUUUUGCCCUGGAGCGGGGCUGCAGGCUUCGAGGGCUCUCCCCAGGGAACUACAGUGUUCGAGUCCGGGCUACUUCCCUGGCAGGCAAUGGCUCCUGGACAGAACCCACCUAUUUUUAUGUGACUGAUUAUUUAGAUGUCCCAUCAAACAUUGCCAAAAUUAUCAUUGGGCCUCUCAUCUUUGUCUUCCUCUUCAGUGUUGUGAUUGGAAGUAUUUAUCUGUUCCUGAGAAAGAGGCAGCCAGAUGGGCCAAUGGGACCAUUGUAUGCAUCUUCAAACCCUGAGUACCUCAGUGCCAGUGAUGUGUUUCCUUCUUCUGUGUACGUGCCGGAUGAGUGGGAGGUGCCUCGAGAGAAGAUCACCCUCCUACGAGAGCUGGGGCAGGGAUCCUUUGGUAUGGUGUAUGAGGGCAAUGCCAAGGAUAUCAUCAAAGGCGAGGCAGAGACCCGAGUUGCUGUGAAGACUGUCAAUGAGUCAGCCAGUCUCCGAGAACGGAUCGAGUUCCUCAACGAGGCAUCAGUCAUGAAGGGAUUCACCUGCCAUCAUGUGGUCCGCCUCCUUGGAGUGGUGUCCAAGGGCCAGCCAACACUGGUAGUGAUGGAAUUGAUGGCUCAUGGAGACCUCAAGAGUCACCUCCGUUCUCUGCGACCAGAUGCUGAGAAUAACCCAGGCCGUCCUCCUCCUACCUUGCAAGAAAUGAUUCAGAUGACAGCAGAAAUUGCUGAUGGCAUGGCAUACUUGAAUGCUAAGAAGUUUGUGCACCGGGACCUGGCAGCUCGGAACUGCAUGGUUGCUCAUGAUUUUACCGUCAAAAUUGGAGACUUUGGAAUGACAAGGGAUAUCUACGAGACAGAUUACUAUCGGAAAGGGGGCAAGGGCCUGCUGCCUGUGCGGUGGAUGUCACCCGAGUCCCUGAAGGAUGGAGUCUUUACUGCUUCUUCUGAUAUGUGGUCCUUUGGUGUGGUCCUUUGGGAAAUCACCAGCCUGGCUGAACAGCCUUACCAAGGCCUGUCAAACGAACAGGUGUUGAAAUUUGUCAUGGAUGGAGGCUAUUUGGAUCCACCUGAUAACUGUCCAGAGAGACUGACUGACCUGAUGCGCAUGUGCUGGCAGUUCAACCCCAAGAUGAGGCCAACCUUCCUGGAAAUUGUCAACCUGCUCAAGGAUGACCUCCACCCUAGCUUUCCAGAAGUUUCCUUCUUCUACAGCGAAGAGAACAAGGCUCCUGAGAGCGAGGAGCUGGAGAUGGAGUUCGAGGACAUGGAGAAUGUCCCGUUGGAUGGGUCCUCUCACUUUCACAGGGAAGAGGCUGGGGGCCGGGAGGGAGGGUCCUCUCUGAGCAUUAAACGGACCUAUGACGAACACAUCCCAUACACCCACAUGAACGGGGGCAAGAAGAAUGGGCGCGUGCUCACACUACCCAGGUCCAACCCUUCCUAACAGUGCCUGUCGGGGAAGGAUUCUUUCUUUUUUAAAACUCUUCUAUAGUUUGACCGCCUCCAGGAAACUCAGGAUUAUCAGGACUCCAUCCAGAUGUGAAACUGAGCUCAGAGAUAGUUCAUACACGUUUCUGUUUGUCUGUUGACCUAAGUAUACAGGUGUGAUUGCCAACUCCACAGGCCUGUGGAGGGCUAACUGUGAACCUAGAGGGGUUUGGCUUUCCACGGCCACACCCCCUCCCCCAUCCAGGUUUCAAACCAGGAUUUUAUUAUUGUUGUUGCUACUUUCCUCAUAGACUGAGAUAAUGCACCUGUUUGUACAGGGAUUUUUCUUUUCUUGCUAGUGUCUGAGUUACAGUUAGUUGUGAAAGACAGAGUUUAUUUAUGGAGCACAAGUCAGUAAGCAAAGGGGAGACAGACAGAAAAACAAACAAACAAACACCCAACCCACAGAACCCUGUUCUAGAAUUAUGUGCUUUGCAGGGUUGGGUUUGAAAAGGUUUCGUUAAUCUGAGAGAAGGAUUUUAUUUUAUUUUAGAAUUUUUUUUUCUCUCAUUUACAAAAUCAGUUCCUCAAAUUGACCAAUAGCUGCUGCUUUUGUAUUUUAUUUUGAGAAAGGGUGUGUAGUACUUAGAGUGGACUCAUGUUCACACCUGUGUUUGCUUGUGUGUGUGUUGUGUCCAGGCUAGAGAUCACAGGGUGGGGUGGGGGUUGUGUGUGUGUAAAAUAGUAUCUGGACUGAUGCUUGGGGAAUUGGCUCAUGAAGCUCCUGCCGCUUGGAGUGGGUGACCCCUCCUUUUUUCUUCCUUCUCACUAACUCAGCAUCUGUUUGUGUCCUCCAGAGAUGCUCCUCAGUCAUGUCAGAAGUCUUGCUCAGGUGUCUUCUUUCCCUCCCUUUGACAAUGUUUUCUGAAAACUGAGGGAGGACCGUUUGGUCUGGAUUCAUCAAGAGUGUUUGGAAGACCAAACAAAGCCAAGGACACACAGACACACACAUAUACACACACCAUGGAAGUAGAAAGAAGUCAGAUGACAAUUAUGAGACUAUAUAUGUAACAUAUUUAAUGUUUAAGGAAUCUCUGGCAUGAGCCUAAUAAAUUAUUGUUUCCUUGGGGGCAGGAGAAAUAGUGGGCACACCUGCCUCUGUGGGGAGACAGGAAAUGCAGGAGUGGCCUCUGUGUUUGGUCUUCAAAGCACACAUUUCUUCUGGGAAUUAUACCACAUUAGCUGCUAGCCCUUCAGGACACAGUGAGGUCUUGCAGAGUAUAUGGGAAACUGGAUUUUUUUUGACUGGUUCUGCUAGCAAGAUGGACUGGAUGUUUCUUGCUUGGUGGUUAUCUGGAGUUGAGCUGGCCUUCCAGAGCACCUGUGUUCAUCUUUGGGUUUUUUUUGCUUGUGUACCUCACCUCUCCAAGGCCUACAUGUUGCUCAAUCAUUGUAUAAACAUGCAAACUCAUCCCAAAGACCAACGACACAGAUGGACUUUGAGAACACUAAGCAAUAUAUAAGGAGAUGCAUCCUUGGGAUGGCUGUUGGUUUCCUCCACCCUUGGGGCAUCAGCUAUUCUCCACACUAAACCCCACAGCUGCUCUUGGUGCCCAGGGACCUCAGCUCGGGCCGGUGUGGUGCCUGAGUCUAUUUCUCAGGUGCUUAUGUUGCAGUCCCUGGAGACUAUAGUCUGGAGGAGACAACAUCAGACUUUCUUCCCAUCGCCAAGAACUUGUGAAAGAUUGUGAACCCACAGCUUCUUCUUGUUGCAUAAAGCCACAGCUGCUCAAGUAAAAGAAGCAAACAACCAUGGUGAACUCAUGAAUCGGGGCUCAAAAUCCUCCCACACAUUCUUCCCUGCGUGCAUUUCCCCACAAAUAUUUGAUACCUUUCUUCUCCUCUAGGAGAUGUGAGAUGAAGACACAAUGUCCACCCCAAAAUCCUCUUAAAUAUUGGUUGAAAACCUAAGUAGGCACAAAUUCUGAUUGCCAGUUGCUGUCAAAUUUAUAUUAGAAAAGUGACAGAUGUAAAAAUGUUACCAGGGAACUCAGUGACUGGUACAAGAAGCCAGAGUCACAGUCGUUUUCACCCAAAUCACUUUGUAAAUAGAGGGUCUGUGUAUCAAUGGAAGACAUGUAGGUCUGAUAUUUGUUGUUUAUUUUUCCUCUUUACAGUAAAUUUGUAGUGGUCAGAUGCUACACUAGCAGGAAUUUCCACAUUUUUCUAAUUCAAAAGGUUUUCUUAUAUUACUGGGGAAAGUAUUUAUUUUAAUAUAUAAAAUCACUCUUGAAAAUCACUUUUGUAAAAAAAAAAUGGUGUGCAUGUAAUUUUUUUUUUUUUAUCAAGGAAAAAAAUAAAACCAGGUGAGUGUGGGCCAUGCUUUUAUUUCUCUCAGCACAGUCUACCUCAGUGUCUUGUUAGGAUGAGGUUCAGACACAGGCGUCCAGGCUUUGGAAUUCUGGCUGGAUUGCACUCUGAGUUGGGGGAGCUGUGUACCUGUUGAUUUCUGAAUGCCAGGGACUAGGAGAGGUUUUGAGGGAUGGAGUUGGGGUGAAGUUAGAGCCUUCCUGUGAACCCAGAUUCUUCUCUUCACUGAUAUCCUUCUGAGUCUAACCUCCUUUGUUGAUGCACACUCCUCACACAUAAGCCAGGCUUCAGUCUAUCUCAGUUUAGCCUCUCUGUGAGGCCCCUCACCCAAGGUCUUUGGGUGAGAGGUGAUGAGGCUGUGGACCAGUACCUGCAGCUGUCACAUGAAAACCCCCAGACAUGAAUGCAAAGGCACUCUGUUUCUCUGACCAUUGUUUCUCCUAAUCCUUUUCAGACCUAUGAGGGCUUUGGGUGUUUAUGGUCACCUUCUACACAAAUAGGAUGAAGGCAUUUGCAGCAAGUGCUAAUCUCUUGAACAUAACUUAAGCAAUAAGUAGGAACCCUAUGCUGGGAUUUGGUUGACUCCAAGCUGACACUGUUUGGCCUUGUGCAAUUUUGAGCACUCUGGAAGUCAAGGCAGGGCCAUCAUGGCCCCUGUUUUCAAGUUUCACUGUCCUCUUUUCACUUUGAGAUAUUGUCCUUGGUAAUUCACUCUUCCCCGUCUCCUCUGGAGAGGUGUACCAACUUGGGAUGGCCCUAUCAGAAAGGACUUCACUAAUUCCAUCUUGAUAUCUACUGUUGCUGGGGAGGAAACAAGUAGCCAUAGGGCCAUAGGACUCAUUUUGGCUUCAGAAGAUAGCGUUCUAAGAAAAGAACCUUGGUACUUAGAAUAUCAUGGCUGUCAGGAGAGUUUAUAGUGAUAGAUGAGAGAGAAAAAGCAACAAAACCAGGUUCAUUGAUGCUUUUUGAAUGUUUUGGAAGAUGUCUCAUUAUUUUAAAACUCUUUUUAUGAUCGUGGGGAAAGCUACAGUCAUUUCUUCCAGGAUAGGAGCAGGCAUGUUUUCUGUCUGCUUCAAUGACGGCAAGCACACACCAGGAAGUGUUUAUGCUCUUGGAGCCUUCUGGAUGUUUCCCUUUCGUUUGAAGCUAAUGGGAAGAGCAUUAAUGGUUUCCUGGAUUUAGGCUGAGCACAUUUUGGGAGAAUGUGGAGACUGGUGGCAAGAGCUGCAUAUGGCUAUUGGGGAUGGUGUCACCAACACAAGCACAGGUCACCUUUGUUAUCUUACCAGGACAGAUAGUCUACCAUGCAGAAUCAUUAUCGGGUUAAGUGCUGUAAAUUUAUUUGAAGUCCACCAUAGCGCUGACCAAAGGGCAGUAAGUAUCACUGUGCAAGUCUGGUUCAUACUGGCAAUCUUGGUAAAUGAGUGGCUGUCAUUCUAGCAAUGAUUUUCCUAUUUCAUGACAGGUGGAUAUGUUCAGGAUGCUAGCUGGUGAACAUAGACUCUUCAAAAAUUAUGGUUUUGUUGGACAAGGGGAAAGAAAAAUGCCGAUUUUGUGUAAAUGGUACACAUAGGGUAGAGCCAUUACAGAAAAACCUUUCAGAAUGUUCCUCAGAAUAUGAAUUUACACAAGAGAUGAAGUUGGAGAAUAGGAAUAGCAGAUUAUCACUUGCUGCUUAAACUACACAAAAUAUGGCCUUUUAAGAGGCCAUGACUGAGGCAUAUUUAUUCUUUGGUGGUUCCUAAGAGAUGGAGAUCAGUUAGUAUUUUAGCUUACUUGAUAACAAUCAAGGUCCAGAAUCAGUCUCUGGUCAAAUUUUUAUCUUCAUGUGGGCCAUUAAGAAACACACACACACACACACACACACACACACACACACACACAAAAUAGAACUUGUUAAAAACCAGAUCAUGGACCUGGGACUCUUAUCAUUUGAGAAGGAAGGAAGGGUCCUCAAAUGUAUGUGUGUGUAUGUGUGUCCUUGCACAUGUCCAGGAAUGGCUUGUUUGGUUUUUAUCCUUUGUAUCAAAGUUGCUGCUCCUUGUCCCUUUAUGUGCCUAGGUGGCUACACCCUGAAUGUCGGCAGUGUGGGAUCAAAUGUGCCACACUGCUGUAGAAAACUCAGAAACACAAAACCCACCCCAAACACAGUGAUGUUUCCCUACCAAGGCCAGGUAGCAUCAUGUACAGAAUAUGCCUUUUUUUUUAUGUGAGGGGAGGGACUGAAAUUGUUCUGCAUGUACAAUACAGGCUAAUUACUUGUUUAUAUUAAAAUCUGGAAUAAAUUA
Molecule: messenger RNA, 8949 nt
Organism: Phodopus roborovskii (desert hamster)
Lineage: Eukaryota; Metazoa; Chordata; Mammalia; Rodentia; Cricetidae
Gene: Insr
Product: insulin receptor
Exons: 21
Coding region: 189-4307 (1372 amino acids)
Biological process (GO): protein autophosphorylation; glucose homeostasis; multicellular organism development
Cellular component (GO): axon; insulin receptor complex; membrane
Molecular function (GO): phosphatidylinositol 3-kinase binding; insulin receptor activity; ATP binding
Source: RefSeq, a predicted model, not a curated record